GACAUCACUAGACGUCUCCAUUUGAUUUGACCGCUCAUUCAGAAACGAAGACACAUAUAGGAUUGUUUAAAUAUUAACUAAUGAGUUUAUUUUUAGCAUUUUAUAUUUUUAAGAUCUUUGUGACGUUUUAAUUAUGAGAAUGAGUGAAUUUAGUGAAAACAGACAGCGGGACUGAAGGUGAUAAUAGGAGUUACUAUCUUUGCAGCCAAGUCUGUGAAAUAUUAGAGAAUGGUAGAAAAUAAAGGUGCCAUAAUGACAGAAGGUACAGACCUACCACCGGACAACAAAUCGGCAGUAGAAGACCAAAUAUCAAACGUAACGGAAACAUAUAGAAAGCUGGAGGAAACUGUGGACAUAGAUAAUCAAAAACACAACCAACAUAUAGACACAGAGGCCAAUACAAAUGAAGAUACGAAAAAUGUAACAAACAAAUUAGAAUUUAAUAAACCAGAUGAAGGGAAUGCAACUUUAUCAAAUUACGUACAAAAUAUAAUGAAUACAAACGGUGGUCUGGCAAACGAUAAGGCCGAUAAAGAUGCGACUCUGCUGGCUGAGUCGAGGACCAUUGUCAGAUUCUCACCAGUUAUGAGACAGUCGCUAGCAGCCAUGUCGUCCAUCUUGCUUAGCUUCACGGCGGGGCUCACGUCAGGGUACUCCGGAAUACUCCUGCCUCAACUGGAACGGCCAGGGAGCCCUAUACUCAUUGACGAGACCACCAAGUCUUGGAUUGCUGCAAUGGCCGCUUUACCGAUGGCUCCAGGCUGUCUCAUCUCUGGGUGGUUAAUGGAGAUGUUUGGUCGAAAAACCUCACACUACAUCUUGUGUGCGCCGUUCCUUAUUGGCUGGGUCCUAAUAUCUUGCGCAAACAAUCUAACCCUCAUGCUGCUAGGAAGGUUUUUCACCGGAUUCUGUGUAGGAUUAUUAGGCCCUCUUGGCCCUGUUUACAUCGGUGAAACAUCUGAUCCAAAAUACAGAGGAUUCUUCCUCGCAGCAGUGUCAUUAGCAAUAGCUAUUGGUAUCCUAGUAGCACAUUUACUUGGCACAUUCCUAAGCUGGCAAAUCACGGCUGGUAUCUCCGCUAUAUUCCCAGUUGUAACUGUAGUCUUACUAACCUUUAUCCCUGAGAGUCCUACUUGGCUUAUCAAUCAGGGGAAAGUUGAGGCAGGUGCUCAAGCUUUCACGUGGUUAAGAGGAGCCACUCCCGAAGCCAAUGCGGAGUUAAAAGGACUAAUAGACAAGAAGAAAUUACAAGACUCAGAGCCGAAAAUGAGCAUGAAAGAGAAGUUGAUUAGUUUAAAGAGUCCUGAGCUUUUGAAGCCUUUGGGAAUCAUGAUAUUGUUUUUUGUGACUUGCCAAUUUUCCGGAGUGAACGCCGUGGCAUUUUAUUCUAUAGAAAUAGUUGAGAAAGCGGUUGGUAAAGGUUUGGAUCACUAUAUGGUAAUGCUGAUCAUAGAUGCGUUAAGAACAGUCGCGUCAGUGAUAGCGUGUGUUAUCUGUAAACAAUAUGGGAGAAGACCAUUAUGUUUCAUCAGUGGGAUAUUUACUGCUUUAUCGAUGGUUGCAUUAUCGAUGUUUUUACAUUGGAAACCGCCCAAUAUGGCAUGGCUACCACUGAUAUUCUUGAUGGUAUACAUUUGUGCUAUUUCUAUAGGAUUAGUUCCAUUGCCCUGGAUUAUGUGUGGAGAAGUAUUCCCUGCGAGAGUAAGGGGUCUAGGAUCUGGAAUCAGCUCAGCUACAACUUUUCUGGCUUUCUUCGUAGUUGUCAAGACAGCACCAGCUAUGUUGUCUACAUUCGGAGAAGUUAUCACAUUCCUUAGUUAUGGACUUGUAGCUAUAAUUGGAACAGGCAUAUUGUACUUCAUUCUCCCGGAGACAAGAGGAAAGAGCUUGCAGGAAAUUGAAGAGAAAUUUAGAAGGAAAAGGUAAAAGUGAUCCAUAGAAUUAUAAAAGAAUGACGUUAUACUUAAGUAUAGAAGGAGUGACAAAGACAAUAAAGUGACGGAAAUUGAUAAACUAAAUCAAUGCUUAGAUGUAAAGGGUGAAAUUGUGGAAGAGAUACUUAUAUUAAAAAAUACAUUGCUUAAAGCAAAAUAAUUUUAAUCUGUGAUACUCAAUGUUGUCAUAUGUAUUGUAUAUGACAUUAAUUACAUAAUAUUUUUUGCCACAUAUGUGUUAUUUAUUUUAUAUAAGGUAAUGCUGCCAAAUUUAUAGACAUAGGGAAACUCAAACAAUGUAAUUUUAAUCUUAUUAUUUUAUUGUAACAAAAUGAUGAUACGAAAUAUAUGUCUAUGAAAAUAUUUAGAUGGCACAUUUGAUUAGUCAUUAACUUUUAACUAAAAAUAAAUGCAUUUGGUACAGAAACAAAACAAAAAGCGACAAUGGGCAUGAUGAAAAAAGUUAUACCUACUACCAUGUGUGACUGGCCUAACGUAAUAUUAGUUCUAUUAUUGGACUAACAGUAUAUAAAUUUGUGUGAUCCACUUUUCAGAGUAGUGUUGUCGAUUAAAUGAUGUUACAUCGUAAGAUCAAGUCCUAAGUACAAGUCCGUUGGAGUUAUCACUUUAAGAAAUCUCAAAAUGACAAGGUUACGUGAAGUUUUAGAUCUGUCUGGUGUACUGCCAUCGAUGUUUGGUGAAUUUUAUGAAGUCCAAGAAUUUGUGUUAUUUAUUGAAGAAAUUGUAAGUAUCCACUUAAAGAUAGAUAUAUUGAAAGGUUAUGGCUAGAUAUACAUAAUUUGACGACGAUUGAAGAUCCAAUGUAUAAAGAUGCCAGCUCAUUAAUUGUCGGAGGAAUAGAGCAAAUAAAAUUUAUAUCCUUAAUGUAGGCAAAAUCAGAUCACGAAGUCGAAGUUUCGAUUGCCAUUAGGUGUACAAUGAGGUACAUUUUGAAGGUCUCUAUUUGGACCUUGGCUUGACGAGUCUGGAAGAGGGAGGGGCGAACUUGGCGAACCCUUGCUGGUCGAACACUGGGAGCAGAUCCCGAACCCUCGCUGACACCGUGCCUCCAGUUACUCUGUAAUAACAUAAGUUUUAAAUUAGAUAGGUACUUAUCUGCAAUUAAUAUUAUUGAUCAAAUACGAUCUUUAGAACAACCUUGUCCACACAAAAUUGCAAUAGUAUAAUGACAUAUAAUUGUCUCUUAAAGAUUCACUUUAACUUCAGCUUAAAAUAUUUCACUCGCUGGUUCAGUGGUUAAGACGUCCGCUUAUGAUUGGUACCAGGUUCGAAUCUAUCGUAGAACAAAAUUUAGGACAUAUUUCAAUAGUUGCUGCUGCUUCGAAUUAGUGGCUCCUCUACUUCCACACUUUAAAGAAGGAGGCGACAGAAUAACAGACUGUAGGUAUUAGAAAAUCAAUAUUUAUCAAAAACAGAAUACAAGUACCAUUAUAUUGAGCCUUUCAUGUCUGUUGCAGUAUCAAGAGAAAUCAAAAUGUAAUGACAAUUCUACUGAUCUCACCUAAUCUCAUUCAUCUACAGAGGAUGAAAAGAAAAAUUGAAAUUUCAUAGCUAACCUGCUUGGCUUAAUCAAUUUGGCUGCUUGCGCGGGCGUGGACAGUUCCGUCGGGAAGUAUGUAGCUCCGUAGAAGUCUAGUCCGUUUUGGAGAAGAAUGUUAGCUUCCUCGAUGUUAGCCAGGGUGACGCGGAUGAGGCUGGUGGCUUCCUUGGGGAUCAUGCUGCUGACCAGCUCGCCGUCUAUGGUGGUCAGCGCGCGGGGAGGAGUCUUGUCUAUGGGCUUCGGAGUGGAAGUACC
Molecule: messenger RNA, 3750 nt
Organism: Plodia interpunctella (Indianmeal moth)
Lineage: Eukaryota; Metazoa; Arthropoda; Insecta; Lepidoptera; Pyralidae
Gene: ST3
Product: facilitated trehalose transporter Tret1-2 homolog
Exons: 4
Coding region: 229-1926 (565 amino acids)
Biological process (GO): transmembrane transport
Cellular component (GO): membrane
Molecular function (GO): transmembrane transporter activity
Source: RefSeq, a predicted model, not a curated record